UAUAUUUUGUCUUGGGGAGUUGAAUUACAGAGGAAAAACAGUGAUUAAUUGAGACAUUUGGAAUCCGUUCAGUAAACGGUAAUCUGAUUUCAUCAUCCACAAUUACCACUAACAACAACUCUCCACAUCUCAUGAAUUCCUCUGUUUCACUUAAAACCUCUUUUAUUUGUAAUGACAACAACCAUAAGAAACUCUUCUUACCUAACUUCAAAAGCUCAAGCAAAAAAAUCACAGUUCCUAAAAUUAGGUCUUUUUCAGCUAACAAAUCCAAAAAUUUGAGUCAAGAGAAUCUCAAAGAUGGAUUUUGUUUCAGGAAUCAUGUUUCAAGACAUAACAACAUUGCUUCUUGACCCAAAGGCAUUUCAAGAUACGAUUGAUCUGUUUGUUGAGAGAUACAAAAACAAGGACAUCACAGUAGUCGCAGGAACGGAAGCCAGAGGUUUCAUCUUCGGUCCUCCAAUUGCCUUAGCUAUUGGGGCAAAAUUUGUGCCUCUGAGGAAACCCAAGAAGCUACCUGGGGAGGUUAUAUCUGAAGAGUACACUUUGGAGUAUGGAACAGAUAAACUAGAAAUGCAUGUCGGAGCUGUACAGGCAGGAGAACGUGCUCUUAUAGUAGAUGAUCUUAUUGCGACAAGGGGGACUUUAUGUGCUGGAAUCAGGCUAUUGGAACGUGUUGGAGCAGAGGUAGUCGAGUGUGCUUGUCUAAUUGAAUUACCUGAGCUUAAGUGAUGAAUGAAUUUUUAUAACUUCAGGGGCGUGAUCGAUUGGGAAAUAAACCACUCUUCAUUCUUGUAAGUGCGGUUUAGUUUCAUGUUUAAAGAGAAUUUUUUCUUGGUGGGAGGAGCUCUUUAUCGCACAUGGUUUGGUUGAAAUAAGUGUUUUCUUGAAGUGUAAUAGUGAACUAGUAUUAGUUGGUUGUAGUAGAAGCUGAAUAAU
Molecule: messenger RNA, 936 nt
Organism: Papaver somniferum (opium poppy)
Lineage: Eukaryota; Viridiplantae; Streptophyta; Magnoliopsida; Ranunculales; Papaveraceae
Product: adenine phosphoribosyltransferase 1-like
Exons: 6
Coding region: 298-729 (143 amino acids)
Biological process (GO): adenine salvage
Cellular component (GO): cytosol; cytoplasm
Molecular function (GO): adenine phosphoribosyltransferase activity
Source: RefSeq, a predicted model, not a curated record